AUGAUACGUCAACCCGAACUGAUAUAUAAAAAACCGCAACGACAGCAAUAUCUCGAAAACGAUCCCGCGCGUCCCGGAAUGCGACAGAUGCUCGUGCUCCUUCUCCCACCACGACUCCCAGCUCUUCUCCGGCGGCACUCCGAUCCCACCCCUAUUAUUCAUCCACUUAUUCCAAUCCGUCCAAUCAUCCACAAUCUUUUGCCACUCGAAUCCCGACGGAUUAAACAAGAAAGGCGCAAAAAGCCACGUCCCCACCAAAAACCAUAUCGAGACCGUAAUAAAAACGUAAGCCGCCACUCCGCGGUACGCCCGACCAAAGAUGUGACGGUAGUUGUCGGCAAAACGGGCGUGAAAGACGACGAAGCCGCGGCCGGUUCCUCUGUAGCGGGCCCCACCGUGGAGUAUGGUGCGGCCAAAGUAGUGGGUUCGGGUGCCGAGGGAGAAGGUGAAGAAGACGGACGCCAGCUGGAGCUGCAUGAGGACGAAGUCGGGCGUUGCGGAAGCCGCGCUCGAGGCCGAUCUCCAUCAUCAUGGGGAGGGCCAUUAGGAAGCCGAUCUGGACGAACGAUUGGGAAGCGAGUGCCACCUGGAGGGGUUUGUUGUCACGGAUCGCGCGGUUUUGACUCAGUUCUUCCUCGAGGCCGCUCAGGACGAGGUAAAGGCGGCCGUAGAGGAAUACGUAUACGGACAUCAUGCGGAAGAAGUCGAACCGGUGGCCUAGCCUGUAAAUAUCACGACUCAGAGUCUGUUCCCCAUUGCCGCAUGCGAUCUUUGCUUCGAAAAAAUAUGGUGCCUGCAAAGAUGUCCUCGCUUAAGUUUAUGAUUCUGGAAGCUUUGCUGACACCACCUCUAGUCAGGUGA
Molecule: messenger RNA, 861 nt
Organism: Striga asiatica
Lineage: Eukaryota; Viridiplantae; Streptophyta; Magnoliopsida; Lamiales; Orobanchaceae
Source: the annotation of a GenBank genome assembly